AUGAUUCCGCGUGCUGGAUUACCCUUCUGGAGGACCUUCACGGCGCCUUUUGGGAGAGGCCGGCAGCCUGCAGUGGCACGGCAACUGGUGAAUGAGGCUGGUUUUGAGGUGGGGGUCACCAUGUCCCCGGAGGAGGCGGAUCGCUUGGGUCUGAAGCCCUUCGGCGACGGGGGCGCCGCCAAUGAAAGCACCCCGAAGCGGCCGAAGCUCUACACCCACGGCCCCUGCGCCUCGCCGGCGGCGGCUCAGUUUGUGGUUCCGUGUCUGGGCUUCGAAGACGCCCAUGAAGCAGAGAGGCGGCGCCUGGCGCGGGAAGCCUUGCGGCGGAUGCGCGACAAUGGCUUCGUGGUCUUGGAGAGUCUGCUGCCGCAGGAGUGGGUGAGGAAGCUGGAAGCGGAGGCGCAGUCGUUCCUGUCGCUGCCGCAGCCGGGGCUCAUCCCGCAGCCUCUCCGUGCAGGGCGAACAGAGGGCCACCUGUCCUUUACCGCGCCCUGGGCGAGCGACUGGCUAUUGAAGAAUGAGCUGGUUCUGGAGGUGAUUGCCGGCUACAUGAACAACAACUUGGCAGCCGGCCGAACGCAGGAGGAGCAGCAGUGGAGCUUGGUUCAAUGGCUCACCUCAGGAGCGCACCUGGAGUGGUUCGAGCUCUGUGGCCCAAAGCCUGGGCAGUUGCUGGAAACUCCCCCGCCGGGCUGCAGCGAUGUGGGUACUCAGGACGAGACCGGGCCGUUCUUCGGCCGCAUCUCCCUCAUUCACACGCCGCCAGGCGCGGAGCCGCAGAAGCACCACAGGGAUAUCAACUUCCCGGGUCCGGCGGCGCAGGUGACCGCGCAGGUGGCGCUGACGCCGCUCGAGGCGAACAAUGGCCCUCUGGCCUAUGUCCCGGGAUCUCAUCGCAUGCUGACGCCCGGCUUCGAGGUGGUGGCCAACCCUCCCCUGGGCUCGGUGGUGCUCUACGACUCCUUCUGUGAGCACCGGGGCAUUGAGCAUCACGGCCACAGAGACCGCUACGCCAUGUACUACGAGUUCGAGACCCGGGGGGUCUUCAGCGGCUACACCGCCACGCACUUCGGGCCCGAGAGCGAAAGCCACAUGCAGGCCUUCCGUGGCUUCGUGGACCCAGAGCUCCGGGCCUGGGUGGGCCGAAAUGUAUCUCUGGCGCUCUUUCCCUCGGUGACCUUCCGCAACGUCACCUUGCAGGUGAACUUCAGUCCAGCGCUGCUGAGGCCGCUACCUUUCAAGUGCCACACUUGGGCGCAGGCAGCCAAAGCGCACGCCGAGGCGAAGCCUUCGGCGGAGCCCAAGGACGGCAAAUACGAGGUGGUGUUGCCAGUGGGUUUGCCAGACGAGGGCACCUUCGAUUGGGUGGAUCAAUUCUUGGCCAAGAACAAGAACUACACCGAGCUGAGCGACCGUGCCAUCCUGGACUGGGCCAUGAAAAGUGGCCUGCAGCGCUCCGGAGGGUACCUCAGGAGGAGGUCCAAUGACAGCCCGGAGAUGAGCUUCGGAUUGCCGCUCAUGGAGGACUACAGCAUUAGCCAGGCCUGGCAUUUGGAUCUCAAGAUUGGACUUUAG
Effrenium voratum is the source of this 1575-nucleotide messenger RNA. Lineage: Eukaryota; Dinophyceae; Suessiales; Symbiodiniaceae. The record is from the annotation of a GenBank genome assembly.